AAAAAAAUUGACAUAUAAUAAAUAAUACUAAAGUUAGCCUACAUUUUUUAACAAUAAAGUUAUGUCUGAAAUCCAUGAAGAUUUAUCAUGUUCCGAGCAUGAGGAAGCCGAUACAAAGAUCGUAUACCAUGUUUGCAACAUCGAUGCUCAGGCUAAUUUUGUGAUACGAUGUUCAGAUACUGAUAUAGCAGUGAUAAUGCUGGGAAAUAUGCAUCAUUUGAAAAAUAAUGAUUCUCGAGUUUGGAUUUUGACCGGCACUGGUAACAAGCAGAGAUAUGUUGACUUGAAUGCUAUCUACGAACAAUUAGGACCGUCGCUGUGUCGAAGUUUACCCGCAUUCCAUGCUAUCACAGGAUGUGAUUUUAAUCCAGCAUUAUUCAAAAAGGGCAAGCAAAAGCCGUUUAAUAUUUUGAAGAAAAAUGAAGAGUACCAACAAGCAUUUCACCGUUUUGGUACGUUGGAUUUUGUUGGUGAUGUAGAUGAAGAAGAACGUGUAUUCAACAUAAUACAAAAAUUUAUCUGUGAUGUUUACAACGUUCCUGGAAUAAUUGAUGUAGAUGCUGCCAGACUACAGUUGUUUAUUAAUACAUACAUGGUAUCUGAUAUAAAUGAAGAAUUCAAUCGAAAGAAUUUAAGAAACUUCGAUGCCAGUAACUUACCACCUUGUAAAAGUGAGCUUUGGCAACAGUUUCGACGGGCUAGCUAUAUAGCUAGUUUUUGGAACAAUGCAAGUAUGAAGAUGAUAAAUAUUUUCAACCCCGAAAACAAUGGCUGGACACUACAAGAUGGUAAAUAUAAUUUUCAUUGGUUCGAUGGAGAUCAAUUACCGGGUUUUGUCAGUGAGUCGGUGGAAGAACAAUCAGAGGAAGAAAAUAAGGAUAAUGCUGAUGAUGACGAUCACGAUUUAGAUAUUCAAUUUCAAGAUUGGCUGGAUGAUGAAUUAUCUAAUUUCAACGAUGAUGAUAAUGAAGAUUAAAAGCCACUGUUAAGAAAUAUUGAAGAAUUAAUAUUUAUCCACUUUGUUUCCAAAUUUCCAAUAAAUAAUUAAUUUAAAAAAU
Molecule: messenger RNA, 1058 nt
Organism: Pieris napi
Lineage: Eukaryota; Metazoa; Arthropoda; Insecta; Lepidoptera; Pieridae
Exons: 3
Coding region: 62-976 (304 amino acids)
Source: RefSeq, a predicted model, not a curated record